This is a messenger RNA of Bufo bufo (common toad), 1957 nucleotides long. RefSeq names its product 5'-nucleotidase, cytosolic IA (gene NT5C1A). Gene Ontology annotation, cellular component: cytosol; cytoplasm. Gene Ontology annotation, molecular function: nucleotide binding; 5'-nucleotidase activity; magnesium ion binding. Lineage: Eukaryota; Metazoa; Chordata; Amphibia; Anura; Bufonidae. The coding region runs from base 310 to 1398 and encodes 362 amino acids. The record is from RefSeq and is a predicted model, not a curated record. Gene Ontology annotation, biological process: nucleotide metabolic process; adenosine metabolic process. The transcript has 6 exons.
CUGGGAACACAGGGGGCUCAUGGGAUGCCUUAUAAAGACCUGUCACUAGUGAAGGGAGAGGCAAAGGGAGACCUUCAGAGACAAGCUAAGAGAAUGAGCAGAUAACAAGAAGACAAUAAGCAGUCAUUUCACAGAAAAGCUGCCCAGCAGAACGCCUACUGACAGAGAUGACAGGGGGAACAGAGCAAUCGCUGGGUGAGAAUUAGGAAGAAGGGCACAGAGGCAAGUGCUAGGCUGCUCAUCCGCUCUCCAUCACACACAGGCAUUAGCAGUAGCCAAGCCUAUCGACUCAGCAAUCUGCACUGAAAUAUGCUGCCUGGCCACAGGGACGCAGCUGAGGGAGGACCCCAGAGCAGCCAUGGCCCCCCUCAGAGCCCUGGGGAGAAGCAAAAACUGGAAGACGCCAAAGCAUUCUACGAAAACCUAACCCCAACCAAGAAGCCAAAAUCGCCAAAACCGCAGAAUGCAAUCACCAUUGCUGUUUCUUCACGGGCACUUUUCCGUAUGGAAGAAGAAGAAAAAGUUUUCGAGGAACAGGGACUAGAAGAAUAUGUUAAAUACCAACUGGAGCAUGAGAAUGAGCCAUUUAAACCAGGAGCAGCAUUUCCAUUUGUUAGGGCACUGGAAGCUGUUAACGCUCACCUACGUGAGCUAUAUCCUAACAGUGAGGAUCUGUUUGACAUAGUCCUCAUGACCAACAACCACGCACAAGUUGGAGUAAGACUCAUUAAUACCAUAAACCAUUACAACUUGUUUAUUGAGCGAUUCUGCAUGACUGGAGGUAACAGUCCUAUUGGAUAUCUGAAGGCCUAUCAUACAAACCUAUAUCUCUCAUCUGAUGCUCAAAAAGUGCAGGAGGCCAUAGAAGAAGGUAUAGCUGCUGCAACAAUUUUCAACCCAAGUCACAAUGUGUCCAUUAAUGAAGAACAGCUACGAGUGGCAUUUGACGGAGACGCGGUACUGUUUUCCGAUGAGUCAGAGCAGAUUGUGAAAGAACAUGGCUUGGACAAAUUCUUUGAGCAUGAAAAGGCGUUUGAGAACAAGCCACUGGCACAGGGACCAUUAAAGGGUUUCCUGGAAUCUCUAGGGAAAUUACAGAAGAAAUUCUAUCACAAAGGAAUGAGAAUGAACUGCCCAAUACGUACGUACUUAGUUACGGCUCGUAGUGCAGCCAGUUGUGGGGCACGAGCCCUGAAAACCUUACGCAGCUGGGGACUUGAGACCGAUGAAGCUCUCUUCUUGGCUGGAGCACCAAAAGGACCUAUGCUCGAAAAAAUACGCCCACACAUAUUCUUCGAUGAUCAGAUGUUCCAUAUAGAAGGGGCCCAAGAGAUGGGAACUAUAGCGGCGCAUGUCCCUUAUGGUGUGGCGCAAAGACACAAAAAAACCACUAAGUGAGACUGAUGUAAAAUCUUAUCCUGUUUGCCUCACCACCAUGGAAUCCAUUUUAUAUCUGACAUACAGAGCUGCUACAAAUUACUUUAAGAGCUAUUUAUCACACUGUACAAUUAAUAUGCAGGUAAUAGUCAGAUAGUUUAACAUAAGGUGACUAUAGGAAUGUUCACACAGCAGAUUUUCUGCUUGGCUUUCCAUGUGCAUUCUGAGUUAAAAUCCAAAUGGAAUAUAUCUCCUGUUGUUUCAGUGGGAACCUGCACUUCCAUUGUUACAGCCACAGAUUUUUUGGGGGCUACUGCAAAUUUUCUCUGAAGUGCAUUUUCCACUGUGUGAACAUACUUCAACUGGGCUGUGAAUUUGAUGUGAAUUAUUUUGCGAAUAUAAUAAAUGGAGCCCGGAAUGUUAGUGUAAAUUAUCUUAAAUAUGCCAUAACAAAUAGUAGUUAAUGAAUGCAUGUGCACUAUUCUUAAAAGGAAUGUUUCAUCAGAAAAUUACUUUUUGAUUAAAAUGUUUUAAGUUAAAAACAUUUUCUUGAAUUUUUGGUAAUUUUUGUUUUAAUUUU